This is a messenger RNA of Octodon degus (degu), 1848 nucleotides long. RefSeq names its product lysophosphatidic acid receptor 3 (gene Lpar3). Gene Ontology annotation, biological process: G protein-coupled receptor signaling pathway. Gene Ontology annotation, cellular component: membrane. The transcript is spliced from 3 exons. The record is from RefSeq and is a predicted model, not a curated record. Lineage: Eukaryota; Metazoa; Chordata; Mammalia; Rodentia; Octodontidae. The coding region runs from base 238 to 1299 and encodes 353 amino acids. Gene Ontology annotation, molecular function: lysophosphatidic acid receptor activity.
CGGGUCCCUCCAUCGCCUCCUUCCCUGCCCGGCAGAACUUUCCUGAGCCCCGCGCGCCGCAGCUGCCGCAGGGGAGCAGGCGCCCGCCCGCCCGCCCGCAGCCCGGAGUCCUCGCCGCCCCCGGCGCUCGGUGGGGUCCGGUGCUCCGCCGCCCCUGCGCUCGGUCCGAGGGCAUGCGGCGGGCUGGGGCGCGGGCGAGCGUGAGCGGUGAGAGGGGAUGUUCAGCUCUUCUCCACGAUGAAUGAGUGUCACUAUGAUAAACGGAUGGACUUUUUUUAUAACAGGAGCAACCCCGAAACUACUGAUGAGUGGAUGGGAACAAAGCUUAUAAUUGUUUUGUGUGUUGGAACAUUUUUCUGCCUGUUCAUUUUUUUUUCUAAUUCUCUGGUCAUUGCCGCAGUGAUCAAAAACAGGAAGUUUCAUUUUCCCUUCUAUUACCUAUUGGCAAAUUUAGCUGCUGCAGAUUUCUUUGCUGGAAUUGCCUAUGUAUUCUUGAUGUUUAACACUGGCCCAGUUUCAAAAACUUUGACUGUCAACCGCUGGUUUCUUCGCCAGGGGCUUCUGGACACUAGCUUGACUGCCUCUCUGACCAAUUUGCUGGUUAUUGCGGUGGAGAGGCACAUGUCGAUCAUGAGGAUGCGGAUCCACAGCAACUUGACCAAAAAGAGGGUGAUCCUGCUCAUCCUGCUGGUGUGGGCCAUUGCCAUCUUCAUGGGGGCAGUCCCCACAUUGGGCUGGAAUUGCCUCUGCAACCUCUCUACCUGUUCUUCCCUGGCCCCCAUUUAUAGCAGGAGUUACCUCAUUUUUUGGACUGUGUCCAACCUCAUGGCCUUCUUCAUCAUGGUGGUGGUAUACCUGCGGAUCUACAUGUAUGUCAAGAGGAAAACCAAUGUCUUGUCUUCACAUACCAGUGGGUCCAUCAGCCGCCGGAGGGCUCCCAUGAAGCUAAUGAAGACAGUAAUGACUGUCUUAGGCGCGUUCGUGGUGUGCUGGACGCCGGGGCUGGUGGUGCUGCUCCUGGACGGCUUGAACUGCACGCAGUGCGGCGUGCAGCACGUGAAGCGCUGGUUCCUGCUGCUGGCGCUGCUCAACUCCGUCAUGAACCCCAUCAUCUACUCGUACAAGGACGAGGACAUGUACAGCACCAUGAAGAAGAUGAUCUGCUUCUGGCAAGAGAGCAGCCCCGAGAGGCGGCCCUCGCGCAUCCCCUCCACGGUGGUCAGCAGGAGCGACACGGGCAGCCAGUACAUGGAAGAUAGUAUUAGCCAGGGCACCGUCUGCAACAAAAGCAGCUCCUGAGCUUCGGACGCCUCCGCUCCGCCCCGCGCCCCAGGCCUCCCUGGGAAGCUGUGCACAAUCCGACCUGUCUCUGUGAAGCCCGUGGCAGUGUUACUUCGAGGCCUAUUUUAAUCACCGCUAGACGUAAAACAGUGUUUUCUUCUUUGAUGUCAGAGUUGAAAAACGUGGGCGGUACGGAGAAGACACGGUGCACUUCCGGAACACGCACCCAGCCCUGCAGCCGGGCUUGUCACCUGCUCAGCCUGCCUGCGGUGGUCGGCCCGGCCGGGUGUUCUGAGCUCUGCCGCCCCUCCGUGGCCAUUCUCUUUGUGUUUUGAAAGAUGCCGUUAAGGGGCUUAGGCCGCCAUAAAUAAUAAAUAAUGUUACUUGAGCCACCUAAUGUAGCUGCUAAGGAAAAAACAACUAUGUAGUUCUUUCUGCAUGCAUUUAAGACUUUCAGAAGUGCUUCAGCAGUGGUAACGCUUUGCGCUCAAAGGAGCUGUGGCCAGUAGUAGGUGUGAGUAGAAAUCUAAGGAUAAUGCCUCAGUAAACUUGAUUUUUUUUUUUAAC